Carassius carassius (crucian carp) is the source of this 1995-nucleotide messenger RNA. RefSeq lists its product as uncharacterized. Gene Ontology annotation, biological process: negative regulation of apoptotic process; regulation of mitotic cell cycle; protein autophosphorylation. The transcript is spliced from 10 exons. NCBI's taxonomy places the organism in Eukaryota, Metazoa, Chordata, Actinopteri, Cypriniformes, Cyprinidae. Bases 119 to 1936 code for a protein of 605 amino acids. The record is from RefSeq and is a predicted model, not a curated record. Gene Ontology annotation, molecular function: protein serine/threonine kinase activity; ATP binding. Gene Ontology annotation, cellular component: cytoplasm.
GUAGCUAGAUCUCCAAUAGCUGAUAUUAAAUUUGUUGAUAUUAGUUACAAAAAAGGGUACAGAAGAACAUAGGAAGAGGAGAAGAAUCCACUCUUUCUUCAAGAGCGUGUGGAAGGCUAUGAAAAAGCCUUUCUGCUGCCAGAACAAAGUGGAGCCUUUUGUGCCUCCACCAGAACUGGAUGAUCCUGAGCUGUCACCUGUCCCAGAGCCUUCAGACUGCGUCCCAACUAAUGAAUCCAUUAGCACUCGCUAUAUAGUGCAAAAUAUUAUUGGAGAAGGAGGCUAUGGCAAAGUGUAUGAGGGAAUCCGUAUUUCCGAUGGCAAAAAGGUUGCCAUCAAACGUAUUAAAAAAACUGUACGGGAUCAUUAUCUUCAAACUACUGUACAUCCCAAACCUCUCAUUACUGAAGUUGCGCUGAUGCUAACGAUGAGGCAAGGACCCAUAAGCCCCUAUGUCAUCCAACUAUAUGAGUGGUUUGAGCACCCUCAAGUAUUCACUCUCGUGAUGGAGAAUCCGGAUCCCUGCGAGAGCUUAUUGGACUUCAUCAACAAUAACCCUAACAUGAAUGAGACAACAGCACGGCUCAUCAUGUGUCAGGCGGUGCAAGCAGUACAGCACUGCAUUGAGUGCGGUGUUUUUCAUAAUGAUAUUCAUCCAGACAAUAUCCUGUUGAGAAAACACACUUUGGAGCUCAAGUUAAUAGACUUUGGCUGUGGUCAUCUUAUUAGUAGUAAUGGCUAUGAUCGCAGUCAAUAUAGAGGAAUACAGGCUUACUUCCCACCUGAGCUCUUCACCUGUGGCAGAUUCUACGCCAUCUCUACAAACGUCUGGGCUCUAGGAGUGUUGUUGUAUGAGAUGGUGAACACGUGUUCUCCAUUUUGCAAUAUAACUGAAAUCACACAAGCUGAAAUUAGGUUUGAAAACCCAGAUUUAUCCAAAGGUUGCGUUGCGGCACAAGGCAUUGAGCAGCCAAGACGUUUGCAAGCCUCUAAACUGGGUAAUAAUGUCACUAUUGAGUGCUACUUACCCAAUAAAGAUUUUAACAAUAUGAUGUGGUACAAGCAGGAGAUAGGAAUGAAGCUUCAAAUCAUUUCAAAAAGUUACAUUUACCUGACGAAGGUUGAAUUUACUGAUGGAUAUAAUGAUGGUCGUUUUAAUGUAACUACAGGCAAAGGCAUUUAUCAUUUAAAUAUUUCCUUGACAAAAAAGGAAGAUAUAGCAACAUACUUUUGUGGAGUGAUAACUUUAGGAGAACUGUCUUUUGGACCUGGAACAUUUUUGAUGCUGUACGAAGAGCACAACUCAACAAUGGUUCUGCAGAAUCCUAUUUCAGAUAAAGUUCACAUUGGAGACAACAUUACGCUCACAUGUAGAGUCCAAACGGUAGAUGAGAAAUGUGAAGGAGGACACCAUGCUUACUGGUUCAGAGAGGCUGCAGAAGAAUCCAGUCCUGUCAUCAUUUACACUGAUGGAGAUGUGAGGAAACAUGGAGAGAUCUGUAAAAAUGAUUCUGCUAAACAAUCCUGCGUUCACACCCUUACAAAGAGGAACCUCAGCCUUUCUGAUGCUGGUACUUAUUACUGUGCUGUUCUCGUGUGCGGCAAGAUCAUGUUUGGAAUUGGAACUAAUCUGGAAUUCAGCUCAACACCCGAUAGCAAGUUGACAACUAGUCCUUUGUUUCUACUAUUGGUGUCAUCAAACAUCAUUUCUAUGAUAAUAAUGAUCUUCCUCGUGACUGUGCAAUGGAAAGACCGAGGCAGCUCAUCAGUCAACAGAUCACAUUAUCAAGAGACAGCUGAAAGUAUUCAGGUUGGAGGUACAGAUGUAUUGACUUACACAUCUGUGAGUUUCAGCAGUAAACCACGUCCCUCUAGAGGUGCUAAACAACACAACAUUUCCCAGCAUACCGAUGUCUAUUCACGGAUCAGGUCUUAACAGAAGAACCUGAACCUGUUUUCUGUACUUUAAUGAUCCAAAUGUGCCAGUACAUAAAU